Clarias gariepinus (North African catfish) is the source of this 2116-nucleotide messenger RNA. RefSeq names its product NXPE family member 3-like. The record is from RefSeq and is a predicted model, not a curated record. NCBI's taxonomy places the organism in Eukaryota, Metazoa, Chordata, Actinopteri, Siluriformes, Clariidae. The transcript is spliced from 6 exons. The coding region runs from base 250 to 1944 and encodes 564 amino acids.
AUCGUUUAAAGACCGAAUCUUUGGAGAGUGGCUAUUUCUGCCAACAAACAGUAAGAUGGCAGAUGAAAUAAUGUAGCCGUUCUGGAAGCGGUCACAGUUUACAGCGGUGCAGCUCCUGACACUAUGGGAACCGAGUUUACCGACUGGGAGAUGCGGGACAUCGCGUCAGGUUGUAAAAGUUCUCCUCAAUGAGUUUUACUGAUGGCUAACUGGCACUGUAUUCUGUAAUGCUAAGAAUGGCAUCCAGCCAUGAAGAGACAAAUGCACAGAUUUGUGACGCUCUUUUUUCUCUUGGCACUUUCUGGGUUUAUAAUACUCAUCUGCAACAUCACAUCUCUAGAGAAGUUGAGUGGACAAGUUAUGUCUACCUUCUGCCAAAUACAAAAUAGUAUCCACACAGCCUUUAAGUCCCCUGGAAUCCUGUGGCCACUAGAGUUAAACCACACAUACUGUGCACACUUUGGCCAGGAGCCUACAGCAGAUGAGGCAAAAGAAGAGCGACAUCUGCUUAAUUCGAUUGCAUGGCCUGGCCCCUUGGUGCAAGGCUUGCCUGUGGAGUUUAGCAGUGACCCUUCAAAAAGCUACUUUCUGAUUCAGGGACCAGCAGAGCAACGCAUAGGCGGUCACCUUGUGGUUAAUGUUCAUAUGCAGAACUUCCUCGGUCUGCCUAAGAAGCAUGGUGGAGAUUUCCUUAUAGCACGACUACAUACGCCUGAACUCGGUGCUGGCGUUGCAGGGAAGGUGCGCGACCAUCAUAAUGGCAACUAUACAGUGCUGUUCCCACUGCUGUGGACUGGCGUAGUGUGGGUGGAAAUUGCCAUGGUGCAUCCAAGUGAGGCAGUGGUGGUGCUCAAGAGGUUGCAAGAGGAGCAACCCAACCGGGUGUUUUUUAAAAGCCUUUUUCGCUCCGGCUUCUUAUCAGAGACUACUGUAUGCAACCUGUGCCUACCACUCAACGAACAACCACUCUGCAACUACACUGACCCUGAGACUGGAGAGCCCUGGUACUGUUACAAACCCAAAAUGCUGGGCUGUGACACACGAGUAAAUCAUUAUAAAGGGGGAUACAAGAAGAACCUCAUUACUGAAUAUGAAGCACAAUUCUUCCAGAGUGAUGUAAAUAUCAAAGUUCCUAUACAUGCAUCUGGGAUGGACAAUGUGACAAUAUUGCCUGCAGAGAAAGCCAAAGUCAAGAUAAAAAGUAAAUACAAUGCCGCUGGCUACUACUAUCAAAAUUCCUGGAGGCCUUUGAGUGGUAGAGUCAUCCAGCAUUUUAAUGACUCCUCAGCCAUAACACAUUGUCUUCGAGGGAAGAUCAUAUACAUGCUUGGAGAUUCCACUGUGCGACAGUGGUUUGAAUACUUCACUACUUUUGUUCCUGAACUUAAGGAGUUUAACCUUCACAGCCCUAAGAAUGUGGGCCCAUUCAUGGCUGUGGACAGCAGAAACAACAUUCUGUUAAGUUACCGGUGCCAUGGGCCACCCAUUCGUUUUACCUCAGUGCUUUCUGCUGAACUGCGCUAUGUAGCAAAUGAGCUGGACAGGAUCAAGGGUGGGUCAGAUACAGUGGUUCUCGUGAGUGUGUGGUCUCACUUCAGCACUUUCCCUAUUGAAGUGUACAUACGGCGCCUACGGCACAUCCGCAGGGCCAUGGUGCGGCUGCUGAACCGUGAGCCAGCUACCCUAGUGUUUAUCCGCACAGCUAACCUGCAGAAGCUUGACCCAGAGAGCAGCCUAUACAACAGUGACUGGUUCUCUCUACAGAUUGAUGCUGUUCUGCGUGCCAUGUUCAGAGGACUCAAUGUGCAGCUGCUGGAUGCCUGGGAGAUGACUCUGGCUCACCACCAACGCCAUCUUUUACAUCCACCUCCUACCAUUAUUAAAAAUAUGAUCAACCUGAUCCUCUCCCACAUCUGUCCAAUUGGGAGAAAAAAGAGGAGUUAACAAAAAAAUAAAGGCAGAUGCUAUGCCGAGGUGUCCGUAGACAACAGUUCUAUUUGCCUAUUGGAAUAGCCCAUGUGGAUAUACAGUAUGUACCCUUGUCUUCAUAGGCAACUCUGCUUUAAUGCAUAUUAUGUAUAGUAUACAGCCGACUAAAUAAUCUUAUUGGACGAGA